AUGGCUAAUCGAUCUUCUGCUCCGCCUAGUGGGCAAUCUGACUUUGAUCGGUUUGACCGUCACCGUCCGCCUACUUUUGACGGGACUUCUGAUCCUGUUGUGCUAGAAGGGUGGAUAAGGGAGAUGGAGAAGCUGUUUGCUGCUACUGGAUGCCCUGCUGUUGAAAUGGUGUCUAUUGGUACCUAUUAUCUGAAGAUGGAAGCUGAUAACUGGUGGAGUAUUGUUCGUGCAAGCUGCAUGGCUACACCGGGAUUUGGAUGGGAUGAGUUUCGUGUUAAGUUGAAGGAGAGGUUUUAUCCUGACGAGCUCCGUUGGCAGAAGCAGGAAGAGUUCUUAACUCUGUCUCAUGGUACUCUGAGUGUGCAGGAGUACAUUGAUAAGUUCACCGAGCUUUCCCGAUUUGCUACCACAAUUGUACCUACUGAAGCUGAGCGAGUAAAAAGGUACAUCAAGAAAAUGGAUCCUAGGGUGAGGACCCAUGUUUUCAGUUCGGGUGCUUCGACUUUCCAGGGAGCCUAUGAGAUAGCUCUGAGUAUUCAUGCCUCUUUGAGAGAGGAAGAUUCUACUAAGGCGGCUGCUGCUAAGAAGCCUGCUGUUACCUAUGUUCAGUUCCCGGCCAAGAAGCCGAGGUAUGAGCCGUCUGGUCGAGGGGGUUAUCAACAGGGUUCUGAAUCUAGUUAUCGUCCGAGUUUUGAUCCGAGCAAGUGUCGAAUCUGUGGUAAGGCUGCUCAUCCGGGGAAGAACUGUGAUGGAUCGACUGUCGUUUGUUUCUAUUGCAAGGAAGUAGGGCACAAGUCUUUCUAG
Messenger RNA from Beta vulgaris subsp. vulgaris (sugar beet), 804 nucleotides. RefSeq lists its product as uncharacterized. The record is from RefSeq and is a predicted model, not a curated record. Gene Ontology annotation, molecular function: nucleic acid binding; zinc ion binding. The transcript has a single exon. Bases 1 to 804 code for a protein of 267 amino acids. NCBI's taxonomy places the organism in Eukaryota, Viridiplantae, Streptophyta, Magnoliopsida, Caryophyllales, Amaranthaceae.